UGAUGUUGAUGCCCCAUAAAUAAAUUUGUUUUUUGUACAUUUAAAAAAAAUAUGAAAUUUAUUAAUUAUAUUAUUUGAAUUAAUACCAGUCAAUAAUUAAUACAAUUUCGGGUAAUAAAAGACUAAAAAAUAAAAACAAUUAUGAAUUUAAAUUCGCCAAUAGACUCAUGGGUGUCCUGGGUGAGAAUGUUCGAUAUUCCCGAAGUCAGUAAACAUAAAGAUGGAUUUACUUUAUACAAAGUUGUUUCUUUUCUUUACCCAGAAGCAUGUCCGGAUGCUGUAACCAAACUGAUAGUGUGGAAAAGAUUUAAUGAUUUCAAAAAAUUGCACAAGGAAAUUAAAUUGUUGCAAAAAAAGUGCAACAUCAAGGAAGAUCUUCCUAGUUUACCAAAGUCUGUUUUAUUUAAGAGAUAUGAUGAAGAAACAAUAAACCAAAGAAAAAGAGGCAUCCUAAACUUUCUAGAAUACAUUGGAAAGCAUUCUUCACUAUUCACUUCACCUGUGUUCAUAAAUUUCUUUGGAUCCAGUCUGACUCCAGUAGAUCAUCUAAACAGCAACAUUAACGCUAUUAGAGCCAACCUAAACCUACCUGAAGAGCCAGAACUUUAUAAUAUCUCAGAUAAUGAACAAAGUGAUACUGAUUCUUUUACCAGCUCUACUGUGCAGGUCUCAACCUCAAAAACCAGCCUGAAAAAACCAAAUUCAAUGACCUCAAUAAAUUCACAAUGCUCAAAAACCUCAGAUCAAAUCAGUAUUUCAAAUGUGGACAACAGUUUAUUACUGUUGGAAGAACAGAAUUCCCCUGUGAAACCUUCUUUAUCAUCUGAAUCAACUCAGUACUUGAUUAAUGCUUCUAUGCAUGUAAACAUGGCCAUUGAACUGGAAAAUGAUAAGAGCUAUGAAGAGGCUUUUGCAGCAUACAAGACAGCUGUGGAUAUUUUGAUUAGUGGAGGAAAAGAUGAUCCUGAUUAUGAUAGAAGGCAAAUGGUGAGAUAUAAGACUGAGAAAUAUUUAAUUAGAGCUGAAAGGAUUUAUAAUAUGUAUUUGGCUCCAGAGGUUAAAGAGUUACAAUUACAGCAACAAGAACCUGUGCAAAAACCAAAUGUUAUGAAGGGACCACUGUACAAUCUAUAUAAAUAUAAAGUUAUAAAAAUUAUUUCUUCUACUGGUAUGUUAGCCCUUCACUCUGAACAACAACAGCUUUAUUAUAUAAAGGUUAUACAUAAAACAGUACAAUUCCUGAAUACUCAUCUAAUAUUACCAGAAAAUGUGCCUUACAUGGUGAAGCUAGUCAAUCACUAUAACAGUGACAAUGCUCUAUUUUUAGUUUUGGAAUUUUGCAGUGGCACUAAAUUAAGAGACCUCCUCCAAAACAAAUCCGUGACAACAGAAAAAGACGAAGAAUUGCUAAGAAAAAUCCAUGACCAAUCGGACAACGAAUCCGAGCUGAGUUUCUCAGAUCUGCUCAGCGAUUACGCGAGUAACAGAGGCUCAAAAAGUACUCCGACAAAGAAAACUAACACGAACGACUUUGACAGCGGUAGUUUUGAGAAAAUUGACAUGUCCGAUGUUUUACCGGAUAAAAACGUACCUAAGAAUAUCAUAGACCAGCCAAUCGAGGAUAUUGGAACUAAUGAUUUGCUAAGUCAGAGUAAAACUGGCGAGGAGGGGACCAAGGCUUCGCCCAUGAGACAUUCCAUCGGUCGAACUUUGAGCGAUGUCUCGAGUUUUGAGUCUUGCGAUGAGUUCGAGGGUAGAAGUACUAUAUCGGAAGCGGUUAUCGUGAAAUGGUGCUCGCAAUUGUUGAUUGCGUUGGACAAAUUGCAUUGUUUGGGUGUUAUAUGCAGGGACUUAAGUAUAAACAAUCUCUUGAUAGAUGAAAACGACAACUUAGUUUUAACUUACAUGUGCAACGUAAAGGAAUUAUGCGACCUCUACUCGAGAGGUUUAAAUUUAGAUUUGGCCCCUGAAGUUUAUAGUUUCGAGGAUAUUACAGAGGCAGUAGAUUGGUGGAGUUUUGGGGCCAUAUUAUAUGAAUUAUUAGUGGGAAUCCCUUUAAGCAGAGUACACACAUCUAUUAAUAGUUAUACCCAUUUAAUUAUACCUAAGUAUGUCUCUAUUGAAGGAAAGUCUUUAUUAAAGCAGUUAUUAAUUUAUGAGCCACAGGAAAGGUUAGGAAGCAAAUCCAAUGGGAUCCAGCACUUAAAAUCGCAUCCGUUCUUUCGCAGUGUUAAUUGGUCCCUAGCAGAAUCCAGAUGCUAAGCUAUUAAGUUAAAAUUAUGUUUAUUGCUUUAAUUUUAUUAAUUUGUGAUAUUACCAUAUUCCAUUUUUAAAAAUAGGGGAAAAAGCACUGAAACACAUUUGGCUCUCAAAAGAGAUUUUAUAUUGUGUGCAUUUAAGUUUUAACAUAGGAUAUUUACAUUUUAAGAGCUUAUUGGGUCUGUAUGAGUACUAAAUCUUUUUAUUGCUUAGAAGGAUAAAAAACUUUCCAUCUAAAUCUACAGUAUUCAGUUUAGCCAUUUAUUUUUUUUUUAUUAAUUAAUAAUUUUGUUUAUUGUAUUUGUUUUUAAAAUUUUUAGUUAUUGCGCUUUUUACUAUUUUCCUUAAAAAAAUAAAGCAUAAAUAUGCAUAUUGUUGA
Anthonomus grandis grandis is the source of this 2638-nucleotide messenger RNA. RefSeq names its product ribosomal protein S6 kinase delta-1. The transcript has 12 exons. The coding region runs from base 142 to 2262 and encodes 706 amino acids. The record is from RefSeq and is a predicted model, not a curated record. Gene Ontology annotation, biological process: protein phosphorylation. Gene Ontology annotation, molecular function: phosphatidylinositol binding; protein kinase activity; ATP binding. Lineage: Eukaryota; Metazoa; Arthropoda; Insecta; Coleoptera; Curculionidae.